Messenger RNA from Prosopis cineraria, 765 nucleotides. RefSeq names its product calcium-binding protein KIC. The coding region runs from base 262 to 645 and encodes 127 amino acids. Lineage: Eukaryota; Viridiplantae; Streptophyta; Magnoliopsida; Fabales; Fabaceae. The record is from RefSeq and is a predicted model, not a curated record. The transcript has a single exon. Gene Ontology annotation, molecular function: calcium ion binding.
UGUGUUCGCAGCCAAAAUGAUCGAUAAACAGGUAGGGCCCGUGAAGAAUAUGAAUCUCCGAGACAGACGGUAGAGAUGAGAAAAACGAGCUUGUGAAUUGGACAAGGCGCAGGGUACGAAAACGCUACCAUUAUCAUCUCUUCCAAAAGCCAUCGAAGACGAACCUUUGACGUUUCUAUUAUAAACUCCAUCUUCCUUCCUCACUAAUUCCGCGUUCGCUCCUUUCCACAACACCACUCUUCUUUUUCUUCUUCUUCAAUAAUGGCAAGCAGAGAAGCUGCAAAGAAUCACCUGUCCUCCGGGGACUCCGAAUUCGAGGACUUGCUUCCAGUUAUGGCGGAGAAGCUGGACGUGGAGGCCUUUGUUUCAGAACUGUGUGCAGGGUUCAAGCUUCUAUCGGACCCAGAAACGGGUCUGAUCACCGGCGAGAGUCUGAGGAGGAACUCUGCACUUCUGGGGAUGGAAGGGAUGAACAGGGAAGAAGCGGAGGAGAUGAUAAGGCAAGGAGAUCUUGACGGAGAUGGGAAGCUUAAUCAAACUGAGUUUUGUAUUCUGAUGGUGAGGCUUAGCCCUGGGAUGAUGCAGGAUGCUGAAGCUUGGCUUGAAAAAGCACUUGACCAAGAACUCGCCAAGUCUCAAUCUUAAGUUAAGACGCUCUUUUGUCAAUCAAUUGUAAGUCUUGUAAUAUGAUCAUUCCAACUUUAAACCUUGAUGAUGAAGAUGAAACAGUCCUCCGUUUUAUUAAAUUUUAUUUCAUUUGAAUUC